Messenger RNA from Rhagoletis zephyria (snowberry fruit fly), 543 nucleotides. The record is from RefSeq and is a predicted model, not a curated record. Lineage: Eukaryota; Metazoa; Arthropoda; Insecta; Diptera; Tephritidae.
AUGCUUGUCAACGAAACUAUUGCCAAGUUUGGAAAACUUGAUGUUCUAAUUAACAACGCUGGAGGCGCCUCUGCUCACGGAGAUCUGCUUAAUGGCGCUAAAGAUCUGCUCACUGACUACGACGCUGUCUUCAAGCUUAAUGUCAGAGCCCCGAUUCAGCUGAUUCAGCUAGCAAUGCCUCAUUUGAUAAAGUCAAAAGGAAACAUUUUGAACACAGUCAGUGUAGAUGGUCUCACGCCUUCACAGUUAGUGUACAGCGCCUCUAAGGCUGCACUAAUCAUGGUAACCAAGACAAGUGCAAUGGACUUGGGACCAAGCAAAGUUCGAGUGAACGCCAUCGCGCCCGGCCCUGUCAACACUGCAUUCGGUCGUUCUUAUGGAGAGCCUAAUGUUUACAAGGAGCACGCGGAAGACUUCAAAAAGGGGACGGUUCUUCAUCGAAUUGCCGAACCAGAAGAGAUUGCCCGUUUGGCUUGCUUUUUGGUGUCUGAUCUUGCUGAAAACAUCACCGGAAGUAUCAUGGUAGACGACGCUGGAGUUAUG